Scleropages formosus (Asian bonytongue) is the source of this 1973-nucleotide messenger RNA. Its product is annotated as interferon regulatory factor 4-like. The record is from RefSeq and is a predicted model, not a curated record. Gene Ontology annotation, molecular function: protein binding; RNA polymerase II cis-regulatory region sequence-specific DNA binding; DNA-binding transcription factor activity, RNA polymerase II-specific. Bases 79 to 1422 code for a protein of 447 amino acids. Gene Ontology annotation, cellular component: nucleus. Lineage: Eukaryota; Metazoa; Chordata; Actinopteri; Osteoglossiformes; Osteoglossidae. The transcript is spliced from 9 exons. Gene Ontology annotation, biological process: regulation of transcription by RNA polymerase II; immune system process.
GAUCGUUCGCUUUAGAGCGGAUCCGCUCGACGUGUGAGUGAUUUCGGAACCCGGAGCGCGGUUUCAAGUCUCAGAGAGAUGAACUUAGAGAGUGACUGCAGCAUGUCAGUCAGUUGUGGCAAUGGGAAGCUUAGACAAUGGCUGAUUGAUCAGGUUGACAGCGGAAAGUACCCUGGAUUGGUUUGGGAGAAUGACGAGAAAACAAUUUUCAGGAUCCCCUGGAAGCACGCGGGCAAACAGGACUAUAACAGAGAUGAGGAUGCAGCGCUUUUCAAGGCCUGGGCGCUCUUCAAGGGGAAGUUCAGAGAGGGCAUUGAUAAACCAGACCCCCCAACUUGGAAAACCAGGCUCCGAUGUGCCCUGAACAAAAGCAAUGACUUUGAGGAGCUGGUGGAGAGAAGUCAACUGGACAUUUCAGAUCCAUACAAAGUGUACAGAAUUAUACCUGAAGGUGCAAAGAAAGGGUCUAAGCACUUUGUUCUGGAAGAAUCCAAAACGCACAUGAGCUCCCUGUCCUAUUCCAUGCACCCAUCGUACCCCUCGCUGCAGGCACAGGUGCCCAACUACAUGAUGCCCCAUGAACGGCCCUGGAGGGAGUAUGUCCCCGAGCAGCCGCCACAUCCGGAGCUCCAGUACGGCCAGUGCCCCUACCCACCCCGCAGCCUGUCCUGGCAGGGGCCGCCCGUCGAGAAUGGAUACCAGAUAACGGGGUCGUUUUACGCCUGCUCGCCCACCGAUGCCCAGCCUCCAUCUGCCUUUUCCCUGGACCCUGGAAUGAGAUCUGCAGAGGCCAUGGCCCUUACUGAUUGCCGCCUGCAUAUCUCCCUGUUCUACCGUGAGUCCCUAGUGAAGGAGGUGACCACCACUUGUCCCGAGGGCUGCCGCAUCUCCUCCUGCCCAGAUGACAAGCUUUAUGGAGGUGUGGAGCAAGUGCUCUUCCCCUUCCCCUACCCUCAGUCACAACGCAAGGGUGUGGAGAAGCUGCCCAAUGCCCUGGAUCGCGGCGUGCUCCUGUGGCUGGCACCAGAUGGCCUGUAUGCCAAACGUCUCUGUCAGAGCCGCAUCUAUUGGGAGGGGCCGCUGGCCCCCUACACGGACAGGCCCAACAAACUGGAGAAGGAGCAGCCUUGCAAGCUCUUUGACACCCAGGAGUUCCUGGCAGAGCUCCAGGGUUAUGCUCAUCAUGGACGCCCCAUGCCCAGGUUCCAAGUUGUGCUUUGUUUCGGAGACGAGUAUCCGGACCCCCAGAGGCAGAGGAAGAUGAUCACAGCUCAGGUGGAACCCAUGUUUGCCAGGCAUCUCUUCUACUUCACCCAGCAAACCAGCACACCUUACAUUCGAGGAUAUGAGCUACCGGAACAUGGACUGUCCCCUGCUGAGGACUACCAGAGGGUUAUCCACCAUAACGGCCUGCAGGAGUGACCUACCCCUGUCGAGGAACUGCUAAUUCUAGAAUGGACUGAAAAAGAGCGGAAGUUAUUCAGGACUCGUGUUCCCUCCAUUUCUCAGAGCUGAGAUUCAUGCGCUGUUCACUUGCAGCAUGGAAGCCGCCUAAAGCAGACUGUGGACUCCGGCUCCGGCUCACACCCUUGUUAGGGUCGAAUGUAUUUGAGUGGGGGCAGGCUUGAUCGCUCUCUGUGUGCAACAUUUUCUGGGGGUUAUCAGGAUCAUGGAGACCUGGUGACAUAGGGGAGGAAGUCUUCAAGCUGUAUGUCUGACGUCUGCACUGUAUAUAUUCGCAAGAUCACAUGUUUCUGUUUUGCAUUGUGUUUGCAGCUGUGUAUAUUUUUGUACUGAAUGUAGCUUGUGCUAAUUUUGUAAAUAUUUGAUGCCAGAAAGACUCCCUCUCACUGGAUUUAACCAAAAAAGACUGACAUUGUACAAAAAGGAAAUUGGAAAAACACGAAAGGACAAUCAUGUGUUGUACAUAGGGUGGUUAUCCAGUUUUUAUAUUAAAGGACAUUCAUAAUGUA